CGAUUCUGGAAGCGACCAGGAAGGACAAGCGCAUGGUGGGACAAUUUUAUCAAUGGCACAAUGAUCGAAGAAGAAUGGAGAGAGAAUUUUAGAAUGUCUAAAACAGACUACGUUAACUCAUCCUUCUUGUGUGGAAAAUCUUUGCCAACAGCAGCAGCAUCUUCUGGCGAGGGAUAAUGAUCACUAUAAGCUUCGAGAAUUAAUCUCGCCAUACUUGUCAUCACAAGAUUCCCAGUCGAUGCUUUUGGCGAUUUGCUUCGUUUUGUAUUC
Molecule: messenger RNA, 270 nt
Organism: Porites evermanni
Lineage: Eukaryota; Metazoa; Cnidaria; Anthozoa; Scleractinia; Poritidae
Source: the annotation of a GenBank genome assembly